CAUCUCAUUCUCAACGUUGACCUCUUGCAACUUAGUUCUCGUCACAGUAGUUACUUCUGUUCUGUCACCUUCUGAUCGAACUCUCCACCAUCAACAGUGCCGACGGCUGCCUCCACCGGAAACAGAGCACGACGGCUGUCACCGGAUCCCUUCUCCGAUAGUUUGCUCAUGCUUUAGUAGUACUAGGAGGGAAUGAUAAAGACUUUGCCACUUCCUUGCCAAUUGUAGAAUGUUUGGGGAAAAGGGGAGUCAUGGUACCAACAUCAACAAGUGUUGCAUAUUGAACUUGUUGCUAUUUUGCAUGGAUAAGUGUAGAAUGUUUGGGGAGAUGGUACUGAGAUUCUCUUCCAAAAGGUUCGAAAAUCAUAAGCGCUUUAAUUGUAAAGGAACAAGGAUGGAACUCAGUAUUACACAACCUGAUGAUUGGCAUCUUCACCUUCGUGAUGGUGACCUACUUGAAGGUGUCAUCCCUCAUAGUGCCAAGCAUUUCGGAAGGGCAAUAGUGAUGCCCAAUUUGAAACCACCCAUCACUACUACUGCAGCUGCUUUGGCUUAUAGGGAGUCCAUUUUGAAAGCAUUGCCUAAAGAUAGCAGCUUCACUCCUUUGAUGACCCUUUACUUAACAGAUAUGACAAGCCCUGAUGAGAUUAAACGUGCAAAAAAGAGUGGAGCUGUUUAUGGUGUGAAGUUGUAUCCUGCUGGUGCUACCACAAAUUCUCAAGAUGGUGUUACAGAUCUUUUUGGAAAAUGCUUUCCUGUUCUUGAGGAAAUGGUUGAGCAAGAUUUACCAUUACUGGUUCAUGGAGAAGUUACAGAUCCAAAUGUUGAUAUUUUUGACCGGGAAAAGGUUUAUAUUGAAACGAUUUUAGAGCCUUUGGUUCAAAAGCUUCCACAGCUUAAGAUUGUAAUGGAGCAUAUUACUACCAUGGAUGCUGUCAAGUUUGUUAUGUCUUGCAAAGAGGGUUCUGUAGGUGCAACUGUUACACCUCAGCAUCUUAUCCUUAACCGCAAUGCUUUGUUCCAAGGUGGCUUGCAGCCCCACAAUUACUGUCUUCCAGUUCUCAAAAGAGAGAUCCACAGACAGGCUAUUGUUUCGGCUGUCACUAGCGGAAGUAAAAGAUUUUUUCUCGGAACUGAUAGUGCUCCACAUGAAAAGCGUAAAAAGGAAUGUGCUUGUGGAUGUGCUGGCAUAUUCAAUGCUCCUGUUGCUCUAUCAGUUUAUGCCAAAGUCUUUGAGGAGGCUGGUGCACUCGAUAAGUUGGAGGCCUUUACAAGCUUUAAUGGGUCUGACUUCUAUGGCUUACCCAGAAACAAGUCAAAGCUUACUCUAAAGAAGGCUCCAUGGAAAGUACCUGAACUGUUAUCUUUUCCGUUCGGAGACAUCGUUCCCAUGUUUGCAGGCGAAACCCUUGAAUGGGAUGUAUCCCUUAAUUGACUAGCAUUCUUCCUUUUUGACCAAAAUCACAGGUAUCUUUUUACCUGAGAGAAUCCUUGACUAGCCGAGAACAAUUGACACUUUCUGUGGGAAGUGCAUAAUAAAAUAAAUUGCUACUUGUUAGGAAAUAUAUUCAUGAUUCAUGCAGACGCAGUGUUUAGAGUUUAGAUCAAGGGGUCUGUCUGCACUGCAAGGUGACUAUUCUAAACGAACAAGUUACAUAAUUGGUUUUCUUUUUUCGUA
Arachis duranensis is the source of this 1678-nucleotide messenger RNA. RefSeq names its product dihydroorotase, mitochondrial. The coding region runs from base 230 to 1435 and encodes 401 amino acids. Gene Ontology annotation, biological process: pyrimidine nucleotide biosynthetic process; 'de novo' pyrimidine nucleobase biosynthetic process. Gene Ontology annotation, cellular component: chloroplast; cytoplasm. Gene Ontology annotation, molecular function: dihydroorotase activity. The transcript is spliced from 10 exons. Lineage: Eukaryota; Viridiplantae; Streptophyta; Magnoliopsida; Fabales; Fabaceae. The record is from RefSeq and is a predicted model, not a curated record.